AUGACCUGCGAAGGUGCUACAAGUAUUGGUGAACUAGAGGCAUCUAAAAUACUCGCAACACAUGCUUCUCAAGAACAGCAACCAGCGCCCGAAGAAGGUAAAACUAUGCAACAGCUGGAAUCGGCACCGAGCACCACUGAACCAAAUGUACUGACCACGCCUGGAGAGGACACCUCUGCUAAUGUAUCGCCUCCUGGUCAAACUCAAGAAGUUAUAUCUGGUGUCACAGCGGAACAAGUUGCGAUUGUUUCUGGCGUUGCCGGUGGUGAAUCACAAAAGGACGAAUCUUCCGCA
Messenger RNA from Anisakis simplex (herring worm), 294 nucleotides. The record is from the annotation of a GenBank genome assembly. NCBI's taxonomy places the organism in Eukaryota, Metazoa, Nematoda, Chromadorea, Rhabditida, Anisakidae.